Amphiprion ocellaris (clown anemonefish) is the source of this 1907-nucleotide messenger RNA. Its product is annotated as galanin receptor 2a. The record is from RefSeq and is a predicted model, not a curated record. Gene Ontology annotation, biological process: adenylate cyclase-modulating G protein-coupled receptor signaling pathway; neuropeptide signaling pathway. NCBI's taxonomy places the organism in Eukaryota, Metazoa, Chordata, Actinopteri, Pomacentridae. Gene Ontology annotation, cellular component: membrane. Gene Ontology annotation, molecular function: galanin receptor activity. The transcript has 3 exons.
ACCACUUCGCCACGGAACCAUGGAUCUGUCGUCUCUGGGUUCGGAGUCCGUCCUCAUCUCUCUGAGCUUCUCCCUCAUCUUCCUGCUCGGUACCGUGGGGAACGCUCUGGUUCUGGCGGUUCUGAUCCGCGGCGGCCAGCUGAACUCCAAGACCACCAACCUGUUCAUCCUCAACCUGGGGGUCACAGAUCUGAGCUUCCUGGUCUUCUGCGUCCCCUUCCAGGCCUCCAUCUACACUCUGGACCGCUGGAUGUUCGGAGCCGCUCUCUGUAAUAAGCUGGUCCACUUCCUCAUCUUCCUCACCAUGUUCGGCAGCAGCUUCACCCUGACGGCGGUGUCCCUGGACAGGUAUUUAGCUAUCUGCUACCCCCUUUGCUCCAGAGGAAUGAGGACUCCCAAAAAUGCCGUCGCCUCCAUUUGCCUGGUUUGGGCCUUGGCUUUGGUUUUCUCUGCUCCGUAUCUCAGCUACUUCUCUCAGAUGAACCUGGCCGGUACUGUGGUCUGUAUUCCUGCCUGAGAGUCUAAACCUCGGUUCAUCAUGGACCUGUGCACCUUCUUCUUCGGCUACCUCGUCCCCGUCCUGGUGCUCGGCCUCACCUACACCCGAACCAUCCGCUACCUGUGGACCAGUGUGGACCCGGUGAAGGACAUGUCGGAGUCGAGGAGGGCGAAGAGGAAGGUCACCAAGUUGAUCAUCAUCGUGGCUGCUCUGUUCUGCCUCUGCGGGCUGCCUCAUCACCUGGUCAUCCUCUGCAUGUGGUUCGGACAUUUCCCCCUCAACCACACCACCUACGUCCUUCGCAUCCUCUCCCACCUGGUGGCCUACGCCAGCUCCUGCCUCAACCCCAUCGUCUAUGCCCUCGUCUCCAAGCACUUCAGGAAAGGCUUCAGGAAGGUGUUUAGCUGCUCGCUGAAGAGGAGGGAGGUGAACAAAGUGCACGUGGUUCAGGCGGUAAACACGGUCAGCAGCGUAGAGAUGAUCAACUAGCGACGACCAACUACACGUCAUAGAGGAUCAACUAAACAUCAGAGACGACCAACUACAGAUGAUCAACUAGACACAACCAACUAGAGACGACCAACUAAACAUCACGGACAACCAACUAGACAUCAUAGACCACCAACUAGAGACCACCAACUAGACACCAAAGACCACCAACUAGACACCAGAGACGACCAGCAGACACCAGAGAUGACCAGCAGACACCAGAGACGACCAACUAGACACCAGAGUCAACCAACUAGACACCAGAGAUGACCAACUAGAGGCGACCAACUAGACACCAGAGACGACCAACAGACACCAGAGACGACCAACAGACAACAGAGACAACCAACUAGACACCAGAGAUGACCAACUAGAGACCAGAGACAACCAACUAGACACCAGAGAUGACCAACUAGAGGCAAGCAACUAGACACCAGAGACCACCAACUAGACGACCAACUAGAGACCAGAGACGACCAAAUAGAGACAACCAACUAGACACCAGAGAUAACCAAGUAGAGACCAGACACAACCAACUAGAGACCAGAGACAACCAACUACACACUAGAGGCAACCAACUAGACACCAGCAAUGACCAACUUGACACUAGAGUUGACCAACUGGAUCCAAGAGAUGACCAACUAGAGACCAGAGAUGACCAACUAGAGACCAGGGAUGAACAACAAGAGACGACCAACUACAGACAAGAGAUAACCAACUACAGACCAGGAAUGAACAACUAGAGACGACCAACUAGACACCACCAACUAGACACCAAAGACAACCAACUAGACACCAGAGACGACCAACUAGAGACCAGAGCCACCUGAACAUCGUGAAGCUGUUUUCGUUGUGUAACACAAAUCUUUCAAUUUCACUGGACUGAAAAAUUGUGGAGCAUCAUGAGUAGGGCUGCCAC